Messenger RNA from Sesamum indicum (sesame), 1253 nucleotides. RefSeq names its product putative GPI-anchored protein At4g28100. NCBI's taxonomy places the organism in Eukaryota, Viridiplantae, Streptophyta, Magnoliopsida, Lamiales, Pedaliaceae. The record is from RefSeq and is a predicted model, not a curated record.
CUCCUUUUGGUUAUAAUUCACACUCCACUCAUCACACCAUUUCCCCAGAAAUUUUGCAUCUCUCUUUCUCUCUCUUCUCUCUCUCUCUCUCCCAAACCCCACAAAGAAAUCACACAAGAAAAAUUGCUCCGGAAAAAAGAAAAGUUGAGUUGAAUGAAAAAGGCAAUGAGAUUAUGAGAACAGAAGAAUACUUUUCAAUGCAUUAUUCCUUGCUCCUACUUUUCUUGUUACUCCUGCAGUCCCAUGGGUCUCUCGCCGGUUUGCUUUCCGAGCCAGCCCAGCCCCUAAAACCUCCCGAUUACAACACCGUCCCCGCCUUCCCGGUCCAGACGGAGGCCCAGACGUGCCGUCUCGACUUGUCCGCGGAGCUUUUCGGCGGCGUCAACGCCGCGUGCGGCCGCAAACUCGACUGUGUGAACUCGCUCCAGACCUCGUUGACGAGCCGCAACAUACAUAUUCCCCAGCCGAACGCGUCAUGCGACGCCGUUUUGUGCUUCUGCGGCAUUCGUCUCCACCAGAUUACAUCCCUCAGCUGCCCGGCAGCCUUUACCAUCACGGGGAACUACAGAAACGCGACGCCGACCGCCGCCGUCAGGAACUUGGAGCAUAACUGUAAGAAUUCUUCUUACGCUGGUUGCACCAAGUGCCUUGGGGCUCUGCAAAAGCUGAAAGUGGAGGGCAAAAACGGAACAAAAGAAAAGGACGAUGAGGGCCUGAGCGACCGGGCAAGCAAGAUGCUGAGCAGGGACUGCCAGCUGAUGGGGCUGACGUGGCUUCUGGCCCGCAACAAGACGGCGUACAUACCCACAGUCUCCGCUGUGCUGCGCGCCAUCAUGUACAGUGCGCACCCACCCCACGAGUCCACGUGCUCCCCGGACCAGGAGAACAUGCCCCUCGCCGUUGAUUCCCUACAGUUCGAAAAAUACGAUCCCUCCUCUGCUAGCAACAUUAUUCCACUUUUGCCCCUACUCAUUCUCGGUUUUCUUUUUGCCUAGGGCCCUUUGAGAUUAGCUGGGGUUUUGUCCUUACAUCACCUGUUGCUUACCCCCCUCUGUUUUUGUGAAGUGAUUUGUGAGUUUUGGUGGGGAGGGUGGGGGCCUCUUAGGCUUCACGUGAAGCUAGUCGACAAAAUGGGAGACUGGACCGGGGUCAUUUUUGUCAUUUUCUCCCGCUGUAAAUUUCAGACGUUCGGUUCACUUCGACAUGUUAGUAGUACGAGAAAAUCUUCGACUAUGCAUGUUUUCAUUUUACCA